Molecule: messenger RNA, 1408 nt
Organism: Hevea brasiliensis (rubber tree)
Lineage: Eukaryota; Viridiplantae; Streptophyta; Magnoliopsida; Malpighiales; Euphorbiaceae
Product: trihelix transcription factor ENAP1-like
Exons: 2
Coding region: 202-1104 (300 amino acids)
Cellular component (GO): nucleus
Molecular function (GO): transcription cis-regulatory region binding
Source: RefSeq, a predicted model, not a curated record
UGGCUUAGAAUUGUUGCCGGCUUUGUGUCCACUUAAACCUACAGCCUUCCCCUCACCCCACGGGAGCAAGCGUAGCUGGCACACCUUCCACCGAGUAACAACCACCGCCACGUUGGCCACCGCCGCCGCCGUUAUCACCACUCAACCCAAGCAACAAAAACCACAUUCCUUCACUCACAAAAACCUAUCCUCAUUUCCACUAUGUCCACAGCAUCUCCAUCUCCCUCUCCUUCACCUUCAUCAGAGCCACCAUCACAGUCACCACCCCCAAACUCCAGAUCCCUCUCCACCAAGAAAUCGCAUCCAGUCCCCUGGACCCACCAAGAAACAGUCCACCUAAUCCAAUCUUAUCAGGAAAAGUGGUACUCUUUAAAACAAGGGCAGCUUAAGGCCAGCCAGUGGGAAGAGGUGGCUGUAACCGUCGCCGCUCGCUGUGGCUGUGACCACAACCACCCAGCCAAAACCGUCAUUCAGUGCCGCCACAAGAUGGAGAAGCUACGGAAACGCUUCCGCGAGGAGAGACGGCGUAUUUCCCUCACCGGCGUGUGUUCCUGGCAGUACUUUGACCUCAUGGAAUCGUUGGAACGGGGUCCAGUGCCUAUCUCUGCACGCACCUUGGCUCUUGUACGUCCUAAUGAUACUGUUAAUGAAGAUGAAGACAAUGAGGAUGAAGCGGAGGUGGAACAAGGCCAGGACGAAGAAGAGGAUGAUUAUGGGCAUAGAAGUAAGUCGCGAAGUAUUAAUUGUAUACUGCGAAAGCCCACCAUUGUCAAUCGGUUUGCAGGGAGUGAUUCUGGGUAUUUGCGAGAGGCCAUGAAUCAGAGGAAGAGAGAGGAAAUGGUAGAGGAGAAUGAUGAUGAAGAAGAAGGAGAGAGAAGGGAAGGGGUGGAAUUGGGAUUGGCAGAGGAAAUAAGGGUGUUUGCUGAGAGAAUAGUAGGGAUGGAGAGUAAAAAGAUGAAGAUGACGAAGGAGACUGAGAAGUGGAGAAUGGAGAUGGAGAAUAAGCGGAUGGAGAUGAUUUUAGAUUCACAGAGGAAGAUUGUUUCUAUGAUUUCAGCAGCUUUUGGUUCACAACACGACUUGGAGAUGGAUCAAGAAUUUUGAAGGUCUAGGGAUACAAGUUGUGCAUUCUAAAGGCAAGGAGUUAAGAUUUUGUGCAGAUAUGGCAAGCAGCUUUAAUUUCUGCUUCAGAGGCUUUUGGUUGAAAUUUACUGAUACAGGAAGCUGAUUGAAAAAGAUUAGAAGCUCUUAAAUUUUUUGAGCAUGAUGUGUUGGUUGCCACUUGGAUGAAAUUGAUUUGAAUACAUCAAUCAAAUGCAACUGGUGCUGUCUUGUUCUUCUGUGCCAGAAUGCACAUGUGCACAAAAAUGAUUUCAGUGAAAUUUAAUGGUAAUCCUCUACUUACAUA